Scleropages formosus (Asian bonytongue) is the source of this 2677-nucleotide messenger RNA. RefSeq names its product zinc finger protein 710a (gene znf710a). Gene Ontology annotation, biological process: regulation of transcription by RNA polymerase II. NCBI's taxonomy places the organism in Eukaryota, Metazoa, Chordata, Actinopteri, Osteoglossiformes, Osteoglossidae. Gene Ontology annotation, molecular function: DNA-binding transcription factor activity, RNA polymerase II-specific; RNA polymerase II transcription regulatory region sequence-specific DNA binding. The record is from RefSeq and is a predicted model, not a curated record. The transcript is spliced from 5 exons. Gene Ontology annotation, cellular component: nucleus. The coding region runs from base 145 to 2076 and encodes 643 amino acids.
GAAACAAGGUGAUUCUAAAGGGGGGCACAGCCAGUUCUGAUAACGGCAACAGUAGGAGGAGGAUGAGACAGUGGCACCGCCCCCCUUUCUCCCACAGAUAUAAAUAGGAGUAGUUUUUUUUGCUUUACUCAGUUGUCUGGAAGGAUGAGAUCCCUAAAACACCUAAAACAUCACGCCAGAAAUAACGUGGAGGACGAGAGUGGGCUCCCAGUUAGAUGUACCUCUGACCAGAUGGAUCAGCAUGUGGAAGCAGCUACGCAGACAGAGCCGGUUGUGGUGCUCUCUCUAGCCCAGGCUGCCGUGCUGGGACUCAUCUCCCAGAACGAGGUCUUCGGUGCCACUAUCGCACCCAAUGGAUUCUACAUGGGUGAGGCUAAAGAAUCUUCUCCGCCUGAGGAUGAUAUGGAAUACGAGUAUACCAACCAGCUCAUUGGUGCCAACGGCGACUAUCUGGACGAGUCUCCAGCUAAUGAGCUCCCCUGCAACAAGCGGAGGCAGCUUGGGCCUUUCAACAAAGGCAGGAGGUCAGCGGGGGAAGCAGAACCGGCUGCGGAAGCAGAGAAGCAGGUGAAAGGAGAGGGGGUGUCAUCAACGCUCCCUCCUUGUUUCCACAUGGUCAACGGUCUGAUCCCAAGAGAUGGGCUGCAGCUGGUCGGUGCUACCCCCUACAGAGUCCCUCUGAAGGAGGAGCAGUCCAAAACUUGCUGUCCCAACUGUGAGAACGGGGCAGAGAGCCAACAGACAGACACACAGCCUGAACAAGCCCCAUACGAGGAAGGAGAGAGUGAGAGGAGAAAGCUUCACGGUGGCGAGGAGGAGGACAGAGAAAGGCAUAAUAGUGAUCUUGGGGACCAUCCUCCCUCAACUAGAGGGGAGGGAAAAAGCCACAAGAUUAGCAGCUGCUCCGAGUCUAGUGAGGUGUGUUAUGAGUCCAGCGAAAUGGGCACCACAGGUGACUAUGAUGAUAACAGUCAGCCAAUCAUGUGGCCAGAACACAUGGAAAGUGAAGGGCAGCAAGGCAGGCGCAUGCAGAUGGACCGACUCGACAUAAAUGUGCAGAUUGAUGAGUCCUACUGUGUGGACGUGGGAGAGGGUCUCAAGCGCUGGAAGUGCCGCAUGUGUGAGAAGUCCUAUACAUCCAAGUACAACCUUGUCACCCACAUUUUGGGCCACAACGGCAUCAAGCCCCAUGAGUGUCUGCAUUGUGGUAAGCUCUUCAAGCAGCCCAGCCACCUGCAAACGCAUCUGCUAACGCACCAGGGCACACGGCCGCACAAGUGUACCGUCUGUAAGAAGGCCUUUACGCAGACCAGCCACCUGAAGCGGCACAUGCUGCAGCACACAGAUGUGAAGCCCUACAGCUGUCGAUUCUGCGGGCGGGGUUUCGCGUACCCCAGCGAGCUGCGGGCUCACGAGACCAAGCACGAGAGUGGCCGGUGCCACGUAUGCACGCAGUGUGGGAUGGAGUUCCCCAGCUAUGCCCACCUUAGGAGACACCAAGCCAGCCAUCAGGGUCCUACCUCGUACCAGUGCUCAGAGUGCAACAAGUCCUUUGCCUACCGCAGCCAGCUGCAGAACCACCUCAUGAAGCACCAAAACGUCCGACCUUUUGUCUGCUCGGAAUGUGGUAUGGAGUUUGUCCAGAUCCACCACCUAAAGCAGCAUGCCCUCACUCACAAGGUGAUGAAAGGAUUCCGCUGUGACGUAUGUUCGCGGGAGUUCACCUUGUCCGCUAACCUGAAGAGGCACAAACUGAUCCAUGCCAGCAUACGGCCAUACCAGUGUCACAUCUGUUUCAAGACCUUCGUCCAAAAGCAGACCCUCAAGACCCACAUGAUUGUCCACCUUCCCGUAAAGCCCUUCAAAUGCAAGGUGUGCGGAAAGUCCUUCAACCGAAUGUACAACCUCCUGGGACACAUGCAUCUUCAUGCAGGGAGCAAGCCCUUCAAGUGUCCCUACUGUUCCAGCAAAUUUAACCUCAAGGGUAACCUCAGCAGACACAUGAAGGUCAAGCAUGGUGUCAUGGACAUCUCUCCAGAGAGCCAAGAUUUCCUCAGUGUCUCACCCACCUUGUAGCUUCCACAUUUUGUAUAUUUAAAGUAAGCAAAUUACAGGCAAACAUAUGCAGUGCAGUGAAGACAGACAGAUGAUAUAAGAAGGAGGGGGCAACAGAAAGUGUGCUCUUCAGUUAAGGGAUAUGCCAGAUAUGGCCUUGAUCCAAGCCUGCAGUCUGUGCACCUGUGUUUCACUCUUCAGACACACCACUCCAGUGCAGAUGGACUGGACUACGAGGACAACUAUGACUGGAGGAAGGAACAGUGGGAGGGGAGGCCAUGAAAGUAAUUAGACUGAUGCAACUUUGGAAAGGAUGCAAAUCAAUACCACAGGGUGGUUGAAGUAAAACAACUAAAUGAAUCAUUCCUCUACAAGCAAUGCUACAUUAAAAAAAAAAAAAAAAACUGGCUGGUGCACACAGUGGGUCUUCUAGACCCCCCUGAUGUGCCAAAACUGAACUGUUUUCAUAAGAGCCCUGCUGAGAAACAUCAUGGAAAGUCAACUUAAGCUUUGCUGCGUUUGCCUGGACCUUACCUUGAGAAAGGUAUCGUUAAAGGGGAAUAUGGUUGGUUCUAUAACCUGGAUCAUGUACUUACAUCCAUAAUGGAGAGAUUGAUUUUUA